This is a messenger RNA of Epinephelus moara (kelp grouper), 7045 nucleotides long. It is a transcript of the gene letm1, whose product is annotated as leucine zipper-EF-hand containing transmembrane protein 1. The coding region runs from base 273 to 2609 and encodes 778 amino acids. NCBI's taxonomy places the organism in Eukaryota, Metazoa, Chordata, Actinopteri, Perciformes, Serranidae. The record is from RefSeq and is a predicted model, not a curated record. Gene Ontology annotation, biological process: intracellular monoatomic cation homeostasis. The transcript is spliced from 16 exons. Gene Ontology annotation, cellular component: mitochondrial inner membrane. Gene Ontology annotation, molecular function: ribosome binding; calcium ion binding.
CUCCCGCUUCACGAACCCCCAGAAACAGUGUGACGUCACUAGAGUCCGGUUAACUGUCAUCUGCGCAGAGACGAAGGACAUGGAGCUAAAUAUUCCCCCGUUCAGCUCCACUCGCGGCGAAGCUUCUUAAACACCGAGCCAGGAUUAUUCCGGUAUGUGUAUGUAAAAACGUCACCGACUCACUCCGCUCCGACAUCUUGUUGCCAGCCCGAGGCUAGCUGCGAGGCUAGCUGACGCGUUAAGUUACUGGAACAGUUGAGAAAAGACUCCGCAUGGCGUUAAUCCUGUUCACCAGGUCCCGGGCUCCGUUGAUGAACACGUCCCGGUCCCUGAAGAGCGAGCUGAGGAAGAGCAAAGGGAAAGUUCAAGAUGGAGCCUGUUUCAACUGCACAGCGCUCAGACUCUCCAGUUCAAAACUCGAUGGACUCAGACUCGGCAGUCUGUCCCAGGUCCCUUCAUGUGGUCCCUCCCUCCCCCUGUCAGAUGGAUACGUGGGCCUCUCCCAGGGCCCGGACUCUCAGCGCCUCUACUGUGCUUUUGUGUCUGGGGCCUCCUCUUCAGCAUACUCUUCACUCACAGCGGGGGCCCAGUGGACGAUAGCGCGACCACAGGACAUCCCCGGUGUCAGGUGGAUACACACCUCCAGGAGGAGAUGGGACGACUCCAAGGUGGAGAAGUCUCUGCGCUCAUUAAAGGACAAGAAGAAGAAGCUGGAGGAAGGAGGGCCGGUGUACAGUCCCACGCUGGACGCAGAACCUGUGAGAAGGACGCUGCGACAGCGGGUCAUAGACGAGAUCAAGCACUACUACCACGGCUUCAGGCUGCUGUGGAUCGAUACCACCAUCGCUGGGCGGAUGCUGUGGAGGGUGCUGAACGGACACGCUCUGUCCCGCCGUGAGAGGAGACAGUUCCUCAGAACGUGUGCCGACGUCUUCAGACUUCUUCCCUUCCUGGUCUUCAUCAUCGUCCCCUUCAUGGAGUUCCUGCUUCCUGUGGCUCUCAAACUUUUCCCAAACAUGCUGCCGUCCACCUUUGAGACAAAGUCAAAGAAGGAGGAGCGGUUGAAGACGGAGCUGAGGGUCAAACUGGAGAUGGCCAAGUUCUUACAGGACACCAUCGAGGAGAUCGCUCUGAGGAACAAGGCGGCUCAGGGCAACGUGACGGAGGAGUUCUCCACCUUUUUCCAGAAGAUCCGGGACUCUGGUGAGCGUCCCAGUAACGAGCAGAUCAUCAAAUUCUCCAAACUGUUUGAGGAUGAACUGACUCUGGACAACCUGACCCGACCUCAGCUGGUGGCGCUCUGCCGUCUGCUGGAGCUCCAGUCCAUCGGGACCAACAACUUCCUGCGCUUCCAGCUCAUCAUGAAGCUCAGAGCCAUCCGUGCUGACGACAAGCUGAUAGCAGAGGAGGGCGUGGAGAGUCUGAAUGUGAACGAGGUGCAGGCGGCCUGUCGGGUCAGAGGCAUGAGAUCUCUGGGAGUCACAGAGGACCGACUGAGGGAGCAGCUCGCACAGUGGCUGGAGCUUCAUCUGAACCAGCAGAUCCCCACGUCCCUGCUGCUGCUGUCCCGAGCCAUGUACCUCCCCGACACGCUGUCCCCCGCCGACCAGCUGAAGACGACGCUGCAGACACUGCCUGAGAUCAUGGCGAAGGAGGCCCAGCUGAUGGUGGCAGAGAUGGAGCUCUCUAAGGUCGACAACAAGGCCAAGCUGGAGACCACGCUGCAGGAGGAGGCCGCCAUACGCCAGGACAACAAGGACAGGGAGAUGGAGAGGCUGGCGGACGCUGCGGAGAAGGUGGCCAGGGAGGGAGAGCUGGAGCCCAAAGCAGAGCCGGUUGUAUCUGACAUGGCUGCUCAUUCAGAGACUCUGAGGGACACGGCUCCUGUCAUAGAGGGGAUCAAGUUUGAACAGUGGCAGAAACUCCUGCGUCUUCAGGGAGAGGAGAUCACCAAAGAGGAGAUCGACCUGCUGAGUGAUGCGUGCUCGAAGCUGAAGGAGCAGAAGAAGCUGUUGACUCUGGAGAAGGAAGAGCUGGAAGAGCUGAAGGACGACGUCCAGGAGUACAACGAGGACCUGGAGGAGAUAAAGAAGGAGCUCUCUAAGACGGGACAGGAAAAGGCUCUGGAGGAGUCCAAGGCCAGCCAGCGUCUGUCCAAGAGAGUAAACCGUAUGAUCGGUCGCAUUGACAAGAUCAUCCUGGAGCUGGAGAAGGACAAGGUCAUCCUGGACGGACAGAUGGACAGCGGCACCACCCCGCCUGUCGGAUUAUUUUUUACUAAAGUCAGCGAUGCGUCGAGUCUGUUCUACACCUUCAGGGAGAACCUGAUCAGCAUCGACGAGCUCAUCGGCGUCAUGCGGCAGAUCCAGAACAUUCCAGAGCACAAACUGCAGAGCAUCGCCGACGCGCUCGACGACAACAAGGACGGGAAGAUCGACAUCGACGACGUCAUCAAGGUGGUGGAGCUGAUCGACAAGGAGGACAUCGACAUCUCCACGUCUCAGGUGGCCGACAUCAUGGUGAUGCUGCAGAAGGAGGAGAAGCUGAUCGAGAAGGAGAAGGCCAAAGAGAAGGCGGAGAAGGAGCAGGCGGCCACACGCAACAGCUAACUCAUCUCCCACAGAGACACACACACAGAGCACUUGUAAAAACAAAGACCAGUGAGAAGAUGGUGACUGGUUCCCAGUUACACCAGAAGGUUCUGGACGACUGGAGGUAACAGCUGUUCUCUCACAACGUCACGUCACCACAAAGAGAAAAGAUUAUUUAGAAACUAAAAACAGACACAUCGUCUUUAAAACGCACAAAUCUAAAAGAAAAUUAUUAUGUUCAGCUCGUCUGGACGGAUCAUGUGUUAUUAUCAUCAUGUGUUAUUAUUAUCAUGUGUUAUUAUCAUCAUGUGUAAUUUGACUCAUUAAUUUAUUAGUGGAGGAAACACGGUGACGUGAAAACAGGUCGUUCUCCAAACUAGAGAUCUGAAAACAGCUGAGGAGGCUCAGAGUUUAAAGAGUUUAACGUUUGAGGUGAACCAUCUUGCCUUUCAUUACAUCAUCUCAUAGAAAUGACACAUCAUCUCUGGACAUUGCACAGUCAUCAUCAUCAUCAUCAUCAUCAUCAUCUCACUCAGUUUGAUGUCAUCAUGUUCUCAUGUUGUAAAGUUAAAUGUUGUGAACAGUGAGAGGACACAGGGUAGAUCAGGAGGAGACUGUGGUGAUUGCAACCAAAAAUAUCAUCAUCACAUGUAACACAUGAACAUGUAACAUAAUAUGUUACAUGUUCAUGUGUUACAUGUUAUGAACAUGUAACACAUGAACAUGUGACAUAUGAAUUCAUCUAGAGACACAACGUCACGUGUUUAAAGAAACAUGAUAAAUAAGAUGUGAUAGUUUAAUGUUGAUCAUUCCCACUCAGACAGGAGUAAAUUCAUGCUGUAGACUGAAGUUAGUUUUAAUAUUAAAUAUGACCGUGAUGUCAUUUCCUCUCAUUUUGUACUGAUGACAUCAUCAUCUCGUCUGGUUGUAGCUCACUUCCUGUUGUGUAAGAAGCCAAAGUUGCACUGCGGCACAUUUAUUACCUGAUGAUUCCUGACGGCAGCAAACACACCAGAUGAACACCGACUGAUUCUGACGAGCAGCGACGAACACGGCCACAUCUCAGAGUCUGUUUACUUCCUGGUAGAAACCCUCGCAUCACGUGCAUGAAAUGAAACGGUGCUGAUCAGACGCUGCCUCAGUCGGUGCGUGUGUAGCCUCAUAAACAAAGAGCCAACUAUUGAAUCCUGUACCAGUUUGAGUGUGCGAUAUAUUUACAGUACAGUAUGUUCACGGCUUCACGUUGACGUCUUUUCUGACAGGAAACUGAAGCUCAAAGUCAUUUUACUGCAAAGAAGACGAGCUGCUGGUUUACAGCAGCAUCGAUCAGUUAGUGUGUGUGUGUGUGUGUGUGUGAGGGUGACCUGGAGGAAAGAGUCCAAACACAACACACACUCAGACUGAGACAGAUUCUCUAGGUGGCUAAAACACAUUCUGCUGUGGUGCUAAUGACGCUAACAAAAAAACACAGAACAUAAAAUACUCCCAGCAGCUGUGUGACAGGAAGUGACUGUUGAUUCACUCUGUACACACACACACGCAGCGGUGUGAUCACUGCGGUGAUGUCGACCUCCAUGGUGACCUUCCCCUGACAGAGAUAUUAUUGAUCGUGUAUUGAUUGAUGGCAGAGCUCUGACGCUCACUGAGGAUCAUUUACAUGAUGUCAGUCAGUUUGAGGCUGAAGAUGAUUCAGUCGUGUAGACGAAGUCGUUUGAGGCCUCAGUUUUAUUUGCACCGUAGUGAUGAAGGUGCGUCAGCUGUGAACACGGACGACGUGAUGAGGUCAGAUCAGAUUUGAGUCGACCUCUGACCUUUAUGUUCAUCUGGCUGCCUGUUUGAUUAGUUCAGCUGUGUUCUCACUGCGAGCAGCUCGACAUCAUGUCUCAGUCACAGCUGCAGCUCGUGAUUAAUUAAAUUAUGUCUGAUUCAUUUUGUUCAGUCGUGUUAAUAUAGAACAUUUAUAAACAUUGAAGUCAAGUGACCAGUGGCGGCCAUCUUUGGGUUUCAUUAACAAAUCAGAUCAAACACAGAGAACGUCAGUAAAUUGUCUCCCUUCAGAAGUUUCUCUUCAUAAAUGACAAACACAAGUCAUCGAUUAUUGAAUUUAGAUUUUCUGUCGGUCGACUCGUUGAUUCAUUUUUUAUUCUCAGCUCUAAUUUGAACCCAGAAGCUUCAGUCGCUCUGACUGUUCAUUUAUUGAAGCUGUUUCUCGUCAUUAACGUUAAAAUAAUCUGAUAAUUAAACUGAAUGAAUUAAUGAACAGAAACAGACUUUAUGUCUCAGCUGAUGUGACGUCAGCGGCGUUCCAUCCAACAACACAUGGAGGCUCCGACUGACUGUGAUCAGUUUCACAUUCAUCUUGUGUUUGCAGAUCAAACACACUGUUAAUAGGUAAUCAAUAGAAUCACAGAAACGUUUUCGUGGUCAGCUGACAGGAUUCGUGGUCGUCCACAUGUCAGGUGGCUCAGCUCCGCAGGAAGUGACGUGACGUCUGCUGAGCUGAGUGUCAGGUCGUAUGAAGCGACAGUAAAGAGCGGCUCCUCCUUCAGUGACGACGUGUUCACGGCUCGUCUGUCAGAGGACAGAGAAGUGGUCCUUGAGAUAACGCUGAGUGGACGGCGCUCCAUCUAAUCCUCUGUCGUACGUACGUGCUGAUGAUUUACAGCUCGCCGGACUCCCAUCAGGCAUUGCUGCCUGGGACCAGUCAGACUGAUGGCUGCUGGGUAAACACUGGGCCCGUACAUGGCCCACAGCCGCUCCUCUGGAGGGUUGUGUUUAGGUUCCAGACGGUCCGGCGGGACAUGGCACGCUCGCUGCCGCAUAAAUCAGCGGUCAGCGUAAACACGUCGCCCCAACGUUGUGACAGCUUCUCCGUGACACUCGGCAGGAGAGAGUUUGUGGAGUGCCGUGCACGUCAGCAGCACUGCCACUGUGUGUAGGCACCGAGGGGUCAAAGGUCAGAGGGGACGUAUGACAGUGACGUAGACCAGAGCGUGUGAGGCUGAUGGAGAUCAACACUCAGAGAAGCUCAGGAUAGUUUGAAACAUUAAAGAACAGAAUAAAUUUAAUUUUUACGUUUCAUAUGUUCAAACAAACAAGGAGCUGAGCAGAGUUCACUGUGUUGAAAGGAAGUCUGAGGAGGAGGAGGAGGAGGAGGAGGAGGAGACGGCAGUAGAAACAUUUUGACAGUCAGCUUUGAUUGGUCAGUUUUCUGUGUCCAGUCAGCACGACUGUGGUCAAUCAUGUGACUGUCCUCUGAUCAGUGAUGUCACUGUGUCACUGCACUGUGUGUGUGUGUGUGUGUGUGUGUGUGUGUGUGUGAGCAGCUUCAGCAGCAGCAGGGAGCACAAGUUAUGAUCUGUGAUACCAAACCGUCCUGAAAGAUUCCCGUAGAGUUUGAGGAAGUCGUGUAGAAGAAGAACAAAUAUUUAACUCCUCGUGCACCUUUUGUUUAUUUCUCCCUUCUGUCUGAGGCACAUCAUGUGCGACUGAUUUGUUUCAGGCGACUGUAACGUCUAGGAAAAGAAAAGAGUCGUCAGGCUGCUGCAGGAGAAACACUGCUGUAACUGGACUCUGCUUCUCCUGCUGAUAUCAGGCUGAUAGCUUGAACAUGUGGGAGGAGAUGAUAUGACAGGUGAUUAUUGGUCUUUUCAACACCAGACAAAGCUGCUCUUUGUUCGACAUGAAGAUAUGUGAGUGUAGCUGCAGACAGAGGAAAAAGGCAGCAGGAGAAUCAGGACCAGCAGAGUUUAUAGUCAGUCUGCAGCCCUGAAACAGCAGCAGCAGCAGCAGCUCAGACUCUCUGACACUGGAGGAACCUUUAAACCAAACAUCAGAGCAGCCUCCAUCUCUUCACAGGACACGUGUUGUUAAAGACGUUCACACAGAAAGUGAAGCUCAUUUUCAAUGUUUUUCCCUCCAGUUUCUUAAAUUCAUAAAAUCCAGGAUUCACACAAAGUUGUUAGAAACAGAAAGAUGUGAUGUGACGUUAAUAUUCAAACUGAAUGUGCUUCACGUCUGUGAGAUCAGCUCAGAGUCACUUUCAGCCUGCAGCUGUUUAAAGUCUCGUGUUGACACUCGCUGUCAGUUCACAGGACGUUAACAAGUCUUCAGUCAGUGGAGACAUAAAUCAGGACGAAUGUGUCCUCAGUCUGAAGGUGAGAGGACAUGAUGCAGUGUCAUUUAUGACCUGAUGCAAUCAUAUUAAAUAUAAAUGUAUAUAUUAGUGAUUGAACCUGACGAGACAGACCAGCUUCUGUUUGAGAUCAUUGUCAUGUUAUUUAUUUAUUUAUUUAAUCAGAUUUUCCAAAGUUGUUUUUUUUUUUCUCCAUCUGAACGUGGAGACGUCAUUUCUUCUUCACGAAGUGACUGGAUUUGAUUUGAUUUAACUUGAAUGUAUGAAAAACAUCAGAAACCUCAUUUAUUGAAUCAAUAAAUCAUGACGUUGAAUUUCA